Messenger RNA from Sparassis crispa, 210 nucleotides. RefSeq lists its product as hypothetical. The record is from RefSeq and is a predicted model, not a curated record. Lineage: Eukaryota; Fungi; Basidiomycota; Agaricomycetes; Polyporales; Sparassidaceae. The coding region runs from base 1 to 210 and encodes 69 amino acids. The transcript has 2 exons.
AUGUUCUCUCCAGCGCAGGCAUCUGGGUAUUCUGAUAUCAGAAUACCGCUCGCGCAAGCCGUUUUGGAGUACGAGAGGAGAUAUGGGAGAAAACCCCCGCGGGAGUAUAAGAAUGACAAGAUCUUCUGGAGAGGCACUUCUACUGGUGGUGGUAGUUCCCCCGCGGCUUUGCCGCACAGUAUCAGCGGCAUAGGUUCGUCCGCAUGGUGA